UUUAUCAACACCAACUGUUGGGCGAUGUAUCAACGAAAUGAAUUUUCCACGCUUGACUAUGUAAUAUUUGCAGCCACCCUACUGGUAUCUCUUAGUAUAGGAAUAUACAAUGCUGUCAAAAACAGAAAUAAGCAAAGUACCAAGGAAAUUCUUUUGGCCGGCGGGAAUAUGGGAGUGCUGCCUGUUGCUUUGUCAUUGUUCGCUAGUUUUAUGUCUUCCAUUGCUAUUAUUGGAGUGCCUGCUGAAGUAUAUGUGUAUGACACAAUGUUUAUGUGGAGUGUACUUUCAUUUCCAAUAGCAAUAUUCCUAUCGGCGCAUGUGCAUAUUCCGAUAUUCUAUAAUUUAAAACUGACAAGUGCAUACGAGUAUCUGGAAUUGCGAUUUAGUAGAAGUGUGAGAAUUUUGGUGACGAUUUGUUUUUGCAUGUAUAUGAUAAUGUAUAUGUCUAUUGUUCUGUAUGCACCAGCUCUCGCUUUUAACGCAGUUACUGGAUUUUCAUUAUGGGGAGCUAUUUUAUCAGUUGGAACAGUGUGUACAAUAUAUACCGCUAUAGGAGGUAUGAAAGCAGUAUUGUGGACUGACUGUUUCCAGGCUGUCCUCAUGUUUAUUGGUGUCAUAGUAACCCUGAUUUGGGGAUCCAUUAAAGCUGGAGGAAUAUCAGAAGUCUGGAGAAUUGCAGGAGAACACGAGAGAAUUAAAUUCUUUGAUUUUAGUUUCGAUCAUUCUACACGUUAUACUGUAUGGACUGGUGUAUUUGGUCAAGCAAUGAUGUGGACAACACUGUUUGGAACAAACCAAGCGCAAAUACAAAGAACUCUGACAUGUGCUACACUUAAAAAUGCCCAAAAGGCCUUGUGGUUUUGUAUGCCUGGAUUAGUGAUCAUAAUCUCAAUGGGAUGUCUGAAUGGUCUAGUAGCCUUUGCCUACUACCAAACCUGCGACCCUCUAUCGGCGGGAAUCAUUAAAGCAGGAGAUCAGCUGCUGCCGCUAUUUGUUAUGGAGAUCAUGGGAAGUAUUCCUGGGUUACCUGGUAUAUUCAUAGCAGCAGUGUUUAGUGGCUCGCUUAGUACUGUGUCAUCUGGUCUGAACUCGAUGUCAGCAGUCCUUCUACAAGAUAUCGUAAAACCAUUUAUAGCACCUACCAUCAGCGAUAAAAAGGCAGCCAAUGUGUCUAAGAUAAUGGCAUUGGUUUUGGGAAUUGUGUGUUUGCUGUUUUCGUAUGUCGCAUCGGAGCUUGGUAGUGUUGUCAAGGCAGCUCUAUCAAUGUUUGGAAUUAUGGGAUCACCGGUGCAUGGUGUCAUUACUUUAGGGAUGAUAUUCCCAUGGGCCAACGCAAAGGGAGCAUUUGCUGGAACUAUUACCAGUAUGGGUAUAAUGAUGUGGAUAGGGAUUGGUUCAUUCAUGUAUAAAAUAUAUCCGAUCUCUCCCAUGUCUACAGAAGGAUGUCCGAACAGCACAACAGGAAUUUGGAAUCACUCUUCAACAUUUAGUAGCAUAGCAAUGACAACUAUACCAACACAGAGUGAAAGCAGCACAAUUUUUCCUCUGUACGACUUAUCAUAUACAUAUUAUAUGCUUUUGGCACCUGCGAUAGUUUUAGUGGUUGGCCUAGCAGUGAGUUUUCUAACAGGCCAUAAUGAUCCAAAGUCUGUAGAUCCACGACUCAUCUGUCCAAUAUUUGAUGUUUUGUGUCCAUACCUUCCUGAAAAGAUCAGAAAACCUCUUCGAUUCGGGAUAAUACACAAAGAUAAAUAUAAAAUUCAAAGCAAAAUGGCAGAGAUGAUCACAGAGGCUCAGCUAAUAACGUUAAACCCUGAUGAUGUCAAAGAUCAGCAGGAAAGGGAAAUGUUUAUAGACGUUAACCCUAGUGAUACCUCAGAAACUCUAAUGAACGGUACAAAGCAGCAUACUAAUUAA
Mytilus trossulus (common blue mussel) is the source of this 1917-nucleotide messenger RNA. Its product is annotated as sodium-dependent multivitamin transporter-like. Gene Ontology annotation, cellular component: membrane. The record is from RefSeq and is a predicted model, not a curated record. Gene Ontology annotation, molecular function: symporter activity. NCBI's taxonomy places the organism in Eukaryota, Metazoa, Mollusca, Bivalvia, Mytilida, Mytilidae. The coding region runs from base 25 to 1917 and encodes 630 amino acids. Gene Ontology annotation, biological process: sodium ion transport; transmembrane transport. The transcript has 15 exons.